AUGAAAGGAUUAAAUACAAAGCCUGUAGUUUUAUAAGGACAUAAUGCUAAAACAGGCGCUAUAUAUAUAGGAGUAUAUGGAUUUGCGAAUACUAUUUAUUCCAUAGUUACUGAAGUGGAAAGAGUUGAUAAACUGAAAAUCAUACAUUUGGUUGGAGGAGUUUAUUUCUAAGGACAUAUAUCAAGGAAAAAUCCUAUUUAAUAUUUUGUCUAUAAUCCUAUAAAUGACUCCGAUGAUAAAUAAAAAGGCGAAACUAAUGAUGAUAUUGAAUUCAAUUUCAAAGGAUAGAAAGACAAACUCAUUAUUUUAGUCAAUAAUGAUGGUACUUACCCAUAUUCGGAUGGAGAAAAUGGAUUCUAAUGGUAAUCUAGUAACGGUUAUUUGUUUAUUUCUAGAAAAGAUAAAUAGUACGAUAAAAAGGCAAGUUAUUAAAUUGCUGUAAUGGCCACUGAACAUGCUUUCAAAGUAAGUCCUUAUCAAAAUGAAAAUAUAAAAGAAUAGUUAGACUUGAAUUUUUAAUUGAUGGCGUCUUCUAGUAAUGUAGUUAAAGCUUUAGAUCUAGGAAAUACUAUAAAUGAUUAUUUAGUGGAGUAAGGAAUGAAAUAUUACUAAAUAAGAAUACAUAAUAUGACUGAAGUAGUUUAUGUUUCUCAUUAUGUGAAAAAUUAAAGAGUGAAAAAUUCCAAAUACUUCACUUUUGGAGUCGGAUCGGAGCCUUUUGAAUAAAUAGAUAAAUACGAGAUGAAAGUUUAGAGUAAUUAUACGAAUUUCCGUUUAGAUCCAUAGUUUGUUAAAGAGAAAAUCUGUAAAUAAAAAAUACAAGAUUGUGAUAUUUAUUUAAGUAUAAGUAGUAAUGUUGAUCAAGAAAUAAAUUAUACACUAACUGUUUGGGCUUAAGAAUAUGCAAUUGAAUUAACUGAAGGAGUCUCUCAUAGAGGAGAUUUUAAUAAUGUUUUAGAAUAUAUGAAUUUCUAUUAUAUCCCUAAUAAUAAAGAACAUUCUUUAUCAAUUUAUCUUUCUAGUAUUUAUGGACAUUCUUCUUUUAAUGUGCUUUUGUGGGAUAACGAAAAUUCGAAUAAUGUUAUGGAAUGGCCUUUCCCAAUUUAAUCGGAUGAUAAAUAUCAUUUUAAUUCCGGUAUUCAUAAUUCACACUCUAUUAGUUUUUCAGGAGAAGCAUUUGAGUUUUGUUGGCCGGAUUGCAUUCUUUUGAUAAGUGUUAGUUAUUAUACUGGAUUACCUAAUGAUGGGGAAGAAAUUGUUUAAAAAAUAAAGGACGAGAGAAAAAAUGAUCAUUUUAAUAUUGUUGUGAGUUCUUUGUAUUAAGAUUUUCAUAUAAAUUAAUAAGCAGAAUUUACAAUUGAAUAAAAUGAAUAGAAAUUCUUUUUUUUGGCUUUGAAUAAUAUUUUGGAGGAAAAUGAUUCGAUUAUUAUUGAAAUGACUCCUCUUUCAGGAGAUGGGGUUUUGGGAGUUAUUUUAAAAGACGAUAUUACUAAUAGAUACCCGAAUAGUAUUAUAAAUGAAUAAACAGCCGAUAUUGUAUCUUAUGCUAAUUAUUUAGAAAUAUCGAAUAAAUAACUGAGAAAAAUAAUGGCAAAAUAUGACUUGAAAAUUAAUUAAAAUCCCGUUUUGAUAAUUGAAGUUGGGUGUAUUUCAGAUUCGGCAGGAAAAUUCGUUUUAAUUGCUAUGUAGGGAAAAAAUCCAGUUUUAGAUUUAAUGCAUGGAUUGCCUUAGGAAAUUUUCGUUUAUUCAAAUUAUAAGAGGUAUUUUAAAUAUUUUCAUUUCUCAGACUCUGAUUUUACGGUCAAGUUAUAAAGGGAAAUCGGGUAUGCGGAUUUGGGGAUUAGAGUUUGUAAAAAUGCCAAAAAUUCAAAAAUUACUAGUUUUGAAAAAUGUUUGAAAAACACAAAUGAAUAGACUAUUUAAUACACUGCAGGUGAAUCUUUUUCGAAUAUUCAUGUUUCUUAGGAUAAUGAGGAGCUCUAUUGUUAAGAAUGUCUAUAUAUUAUUUCAGUUUCAGCGCAUGAAGGAGAAACUCAUGCCUUUAUAAGUGUUAUAUUUUAAUAAGACUUCACUUGGUUGCAAGAAAGUAGAUAAAUUAGGGAUUUCGUAGAAGUAAAUACACUUAAUUUAUAUAGAAUAUCAGUUGAUUAGGAUGAGGUGACUGAUUUGAGUGUUUAGAGCUUUAAUGGAAGUGUAGAAGUGUAUUACUCAUAUGAAUAUACUUUUGAUUUGAAGGAAUUUAAAUAUGGACCUUUUUCUAGUGAGAAUGGUGGAAAUACUUAUUUAGAUACAUUUAAAGUUAAAAAAGGAGCCGUUUUUAUUGCUAUAUAAAAUGGAGAUGAAGAAUCUAUGUAUAAAUUAAAACCUGAAUUCCAUAAAACAUAGAAGACUAUUUCUAAAUAAAAAUUAAAAGCAGGUAAUUAGGGAAAAAUAAAUUAUAAAAGAGAACUUGGAGGGAAUACGGUAAUUACUUUUAAGUCUAUUGUAUGUGAAAAAUGCGAUAAAGCAAUAACUAAAGGAAGUAAAGUGAAUUAUGAAGUUAUAUAUUCUAUUGAUAAAGAGAUUUUAAAUACUAUUGGAAAAUGUUAAGUAAGAAAUUAUUACGAGCAUGACGCUUAGGAUAAUUUACAUUAAGUUCAUAAAAUAUCACCUAAAAAUGUCUAUGGAGAGGAUUAUAAAUUUAAAACAUUUAUAUUAGAAAACAAGGAAUAAGAUGAAAUGAAUUUCUCAUUUAAACUAGAUGAUGAUACAACAAUAUAUCAUUUAAGUAUAGUUGCUAAAAUAUAGAAUUUCGAAAAUGAUCCGAUAUCAAUAUUUUACGAAAACAUCGAAAUUGCAGAACCUAAUGUUUCAUAUAAGACUGAAGCUUCAGUUUACGCAUUUAUAUUUGCCUGUAUUCUUGUUAUUAUUUUCUUCUGUAUGACCACUUAUUUAUUCUGGAGAAGAUAUAAGGCUAUGAAAAAGGGUUUAUAAGCUAAUAUUAGAUGGAGAGAAUUAGAACUGAAAUAAUAAAAUAAAUAAUAAUAAACUAAAGGCGGUUAUUAGUAAUUUUAAGAUGAUUAUUUCUGA
Ichthyophthirius multifiliis is the source of this 3069-nucleotide messenger RNA. RefSeq lists its product as hypothetical. Lineage: Eukaryota; Ciliophora; Oligohymenophorea; Hymenostomatida. The record is from RefSeq and is a predicted model, not a curated record. The transcript has 5 exons.